CGCUUCCGAUCCAUGGAGGGGGCGGAGAGAGGGGGGAACUUCGAGAGGAACACCAAGUCUAGGCUGGAAACCCAUCUGAGGGCCACAACGGAGGCAGCCGGCCUGUUCACCGACGACCUCAUCCUGGAAAUUCUCUCCUGCCUGCCCGCCAGAUCCCUCCACCGCUUCAAGUGCGUCUCCGUGUCCUGGCGAGAUCUCAUCGCCGACCCCUCCAACCGCAAGAAGCUCCGCCAGACCCUCGCCGGCUUCCUCUACUUCACCAGCGACGACAGCGGGGAUCGCCACCACUUCGCCAGCGUCUCCGGCGGCGCAGCCCCGUUCGACCCUUCCCUCCCUUGCCUGCAACCUACCAAGUACAAGUACAUGGCCCAGGUGGACGCCUGCAAUGGCCUCCUUCUCUACCGCGGCAGCAACAAGAAGAUGAUGGCCUAUUGGAAUUGGAAUUGGGCAGAGGAUGAUUUCCAUUUUGUUGUGUGCAAUCCCGUCACUGGGAGGUGGGUGGAGCUGCCCCCUUCACCGCAGGCGCCGGAAAACCGAUUUAGCUGUACCGCAGGUCUGGCUUUUGAUCCUGCGGUCUCGUCCAAUUUCUACAUUCUUCACUCCGAGCAGAUUUUUGUGGGAUGUUACAUCACAGGAGUGAACAUCUACUCGUCGCGGACAGGAUCCUGGACUCGCAGGGAUAGUGGGAUGGUUGAGAAAGUGUCGCUCUGCUUCUUUAGUAAGUAUGUCUUUGUUUGCGGUAUAAUGUACACGGUUGGCAGCCUGAAGCACAAGCAUGAGUAUGUGCUGCUGGGGGUGGACAUGGAGGGGAAAGUGUGGAAGACUAUCCGCGUGCCUAACGGUCCAAGAAUUGGUGCAAUUGGAUUGUCGCAGGGGUGCUUACACUAUUCUGUAGAUUCCGUGGUUCCCAUCGAUGAUAACAAUGAAUGCCUAGAUUCUGAGAUAACACUCUGGUACCUCAAGGAUCAUGACAGUAAAGAAUUAGUGCUGAAGCAUACCGCCAACACCGAUAAGCUUAUGAGCAUGACUGGGAAGAAGUACAGAGUGGUUGAGAUUCAUCCGCAUUGCGACACCAUUUUCCUUGUUUCAUGUGGAGGUGAUACCUUGGUGGAGUAUGAUAUGCAGCAUCAGAAAGUUGGAUGUAUCCUUAAGCUUGAGAAAGAUAGCAUACAAAAAUUUCUACCCUAUGUUUGUGCAGCAUCAGAUGCGCCGACGUCUCUGAUCUGA
Triticum dicoccoides is the source of this 1227-nucleotide messenger RNA. RefSeq lists its product as uncharacterized. NCBI's taxonomy places the organism in Eukaryota, Viridiplantae, Streptophyta, Magnoliopsida, Poales, Poaceae. Bases 13 to 1227 code for a protein of 404 amino acids. The transcript is spliced from 2 exons. The record is from RefSeq and is a predicted model, not a curated record. Gene Ontology annotation, molecular function: protein binding.